Molecule: messenger RNA, 1752 nt
Organism: Leopardus geoffroyi (Geoffroy's cat)
Lineage: Eukaryota; Metazoa; Chordata; Mammalia; Carnivora; Felidae
Product: translation initiation factor IF-2-like
Exons: 5
Coding region: 1-897 (298 amino acids)
Source: RefSeq, a predicted model, not a curated record
AUGACAUAUAGAUGGCAUGAGCCCCCCGCGUGGCCUGCGAGGCUCGCCCGUCUCCCUCAUCCCGGGGCACCUCGGGGCCCCCCGACGGCUUCCCCGACCCGGCUCGGCCCCGCCGCCUGCCCCGGGCUGUGCCUCCCGCCCGAGCCCGGACUCGUCUCCACCCGCGCUUCCUCUAACGCGAUCCCGGCCAGCGCCCGCCGACUCCGGAGCCCUCGGCCCGCGCCGCGGCCCCUUCCCGCGGCCGGCCAGCCCGGCGGGCGCACUGACGGACGAGGGACGGGCGGCGGGAGGGCCGGACGGGCCGCGGCGGACUCACCGCGCGCGGGCUCCGCUCCGGCCAGGGCCGCUCCGUCAUGGCGGCGCCUCGGCUGGCGAGCGAGCCCUGCCGCCGCCGCGCGGACUACAACUCCCAGAACCCCGCGCGCCGCGGGCGACCGCCAUUGGCUCGGAGGGGCGCACAGAAUCGUCCCCGAGCGUCACGCGCCACGGGCCCCCUGGCGGGGAAGGCGGGGUCGUAACGCACGGGACUUCGCCGACCAAUCGGAAGCCGCCCGGAAUAGGUCCUUCGCCCCCACGGUGCCCCAGAGUUACCCUGGAGGGAUUCGGUCGCCACGGCAACGGGGCACGCCGCGGCGCAGCGACGUGAGGAUGGUGCGGGGUGACUGGCCUCCUGCUUCCACAGCGCAGCAGCCAAGCCCUGGUGUCCCUGAGUUCUCCGUUCGCCUGCACCCCACCUGUACCCUGGAAGGUUUUCCGAUUGAGAGUCAGGCGCCCGUCCUUGGACCACAUUCAGAGGGUUCCAUUGAAGUGCUUUUCAACUGGCCUGACAGGAAAGAACACGGUGCUCCCCUUUGGGGGUUGGGGGCCCAGCACCCCAACACUUCCCUCAAAGCCUGAGUUCCAGGAUCCAGCCAGGUCCACCAGCAGGGAGAUCAUCGCGAUGUACCCUUUAAAUACCUCACAAAUUUAUUUGUCAGUUAGACAUCAGCAAAGUUAGAAGAAAGAAGAAGAAAUGAAUGAAUCAGUACAUGGAAUAUGUGGAAUGCUCAUGGGAUCCUCCCUCCCUGCAGCUGGCCUCCUUACCAUCACAUGGCAGGCAGGACCCUAUGUCUCCCACAGACAUGAAGAAAUGUCUUCUGUGUCCCAAGGAGCAGUACCCAAGCCAGGCCAGAGUCCACUGCCCGCCCAGGAUGGACACCUUCCUGGUCUUUGACGAGCCCCUGGGGUUGAUGCUGACCUCAGUGAUGCUCACGUUGGCCAGCCUGACCAUGUUAUUCCUAGUGAUGUCCCUGAGGCAUCGGGACAUGCCCAUGAUCAGGGCCAACGACAGGGCUCUCAGCCGCAUGCUUCUCACCUCCCUAACUCUGCCCCUCUGCCCCUCGCUCUUCCUCAGCCGUCCCACCCCUGCCACCUUCCUUCUCCACCAGACAACCUUUGCUGUCAUGUUCACCGUGGCCAUUUCUCCAUCUUGGCCAGACUGUGGUCCUGGCCUUCAGAGUCACCAGGCCUGGCAACAGGGCUUCAGGUAUACUGUGCCUCCACCCGGGUUGUCCUCAUCACCUGAUGAUGCGAGUAUUUCUCUGUGGGGUCCGGCUGGGCAGCUUCCUACCGUUCCCUGACAGGGACAGCCUCAGAGUCCAGCCACGUUGCCAGGGGGCACUGUGCUGACAGCUCAGAGCCUGGAGCCUGCUUCGGAUCUGUGUCUCCCGUUCCCUCUGCCCCUCCCCCCCUCUCAAAAAUAAAUAAACAUUA